Molecule: messenger RNA, 1035 nt
Organism: Ornithodoros turicata
Lineage: Eukaryota; Metazoa; Arthropoda; Arachnida; Ixodida; Argasidae
Exons: 1
Coding region: 1-1035 (344 amino acids)
Biological process (GO): DNA integration
Molecular function (GO): nucleic acid binding
Source: RefSeq, a predicted model, not a curated record
AUGUCCAUCCUUCCAAUAACCGCCGAAGAGAUCGCAAAAGCUACGGCCAGCGCUGUGUUCCUCCCCAGGGUGGUAGACUACAUCGAGAAGGGUUGGCCCGCAAGUGUUCCCGCUGAGUUGGUUCCAUACUCUCAGCGGCAGACAGAAAUGGUAGUCCGCAGGGGUUGUGUCCUAUGGGGCUUGCGUACUGUCAUUCCCCCCACAUUCAGAGAAGCGAUGCUAGACAUCCUCCAUGACUGUCACGUUGGACAGACUGAGAUGAAGAUGUUGGCACGUUCAUACGUCUGGUGGCCUGGGUUGGACAAGGCGAUCGAGAUGAAGGUGAAGCACUGUGACCCGUGUGCGGCAGUGGCCGCUCAAGAUGUACCGGUACCCUUACACCAGUGGGAACCUCCAGACGGGCCUUGGGUCCGGCUUCACGGGGAUUUUGCUGAACUGCAAGGAGUCAAUUACCUAAUCGACAUCGACGCACUCAGAAAAUGUCCUGACGUUAAAUGCAUGUCCAAGACCACCGCCAGCAAGACAGUGGACGCAUUGGCUGACGUAUUUGCCCAGAACGGGUUUCCUGACGUCCUUGUUGCGGAUAACGGACCCCCGUUUACCAGCGAGGUUCUCGGAAACUAUCUGGGAGCAAAGGAAAUCCGUCAUAUCUUCGCUCCUCCACACCAUCCAAAAUCGAAUAGCCUCGCAGAUAACUUUGUACGAACGUUCAAGACAGCCGUUCGCCGUUCUACUUCGGAGGGAGGAGAAUGGGAUCGAGUGCGCGAUUUCGUCUUCAAAUAUCGCGUUAUUCCUCAUGCAACGACAGGUCGUCCACCAUGUGAACUUCUAAAUCGCAGACACUACCGAUCGGUGCUGGAUCUGGUGUGUCCGGACAAUGCUCAGGACGUGAGCACGUCUGAGUCCUCGAGAAAAGCCCGUGCUAGACAGAAGAGGAACCACGACAUUCGAACCCGCGAUCGCAGCUUCGUAAUCGGCCAGAAACUGUGGAUGCUGGACCCCAUCAAAAAAGGCCACUGGAAACUUAAAUUGUAG